This is a messenger RNA of Fusarium oxysporum Fo47, 1151 nucleotides long. RefSeq lists its product as uncharacterized. The transcript has 2 exons. The record is from RefSeq and is a predicted model, not a curated record. Gene Ontology annotation, biological process: nucleoside phosphate metabolic process; ribose phosphate metabolic process. NCBI's taxonomy places the organism in Eukaryota, Fungi, Ascomycota, Sordariomycetes, Hypocreales, Nectriaceae. Gene Ontology annotation, molecular function: ADP-ribose pyrophosphatase activity; ADP-glucose pyrophosphatase activity. The coding region runs from base 74 to 979 and encodes 301 amino acids.
CAAACACAAUCUCAACCUAAUCUUCAAUAGACUUCCGCCAAUCCCAAGCUAUCUCUAGAAAUAACACCAGGAAAUGAGAUUCAUCGCCAACGUCUGCAGAAACCACAGGCUUUUACUCUCAGCAACCUGUCUCGUUCACCAAACCUCAUCUCUUCACCACUUCACGCGCACAAUGUCUACCACGCUCAAGAGCCACAACGUCCCUCUCAGUCUUCCUGAUGGACUUUCAGAAGAACAACUCACUUCAUUCAUACCAUUUACUAAUUGGGUCAACACACUCACAAACUCACUCCGUCUUCAAUCCGAUGAAUCUCACCCCUUCCACAAAGACCCCUACUCUCUGCGCUCAGUUACAAUCCAAUCCUACGAUCUCUUCGGCGCCAAACGUAUCGGCUUCAUAAAACUCACAGCAACUGUCUCUAAUGACUCGGGUGAAACACUACCAGCAGCCGCACUCCUCCGCGGUCCCAGCGUAGCAAUGCUCUUUAUGCUCAUCCCCUCCGACGUUCCCCCCUCAUCCUCAGAGCGCUACGUCGUCCUCACAGUCCAACCCCGCGUUCCCGCCGGCAGUCUUAGCUUCACUGAACUACCAGCGGGUAUGGUCGACGACGCGGGUAGCUUCGCCGGAGCAGCAGCGCAAGAAAUAAAGGAAGAGCUCGGUGUCACGAUAAAAGAAGAAGAGCUUACAAAUUUAAGUGAGCUUGCUACAGCUGAGGAUAGUGAAGACAUUGCGAGGGGUAUGUUUCCUAGCGCCGGGGGUUGUGAUGAGUAUAUUACGAUAUUUAGCUAUGAGAUGAAGAUCGAGAGGGAGAAGAUCAAGGAGUGGAGUGGGCGGUUGACGGGGUUGAGGGAGCAUGGGGAGAAGAUCACGCUGAAGGUUGUGCCGAUGAAGGAUGCUUGGAGGGAGGGCGCGAGGGAUGCAAAGUGUUUGGCUGCUUUGGCUCUUUGGAGGGGGCUGGAGGAGGAGGGGAAGUUGUAGAGAUAUUGCGAUGUCCUGGUUGUUGGUGGUAGUAACUUGGGUGAGGCUGUCAUCCCACUCCGAAGCAUGCGAGAUAGGAUGUGUUGAGGCUGUCGCUCUUGAGCAUGGUUAUAGGCUAGAUAAGGGUAAAAUACCCAAUAAUCUCCUGGAAGAAGCAUUGAGUUUAACUGAG